This is a messenger RNA of Scleropages formosus (Asian bonytongue), 9301 nucleotides long. RefSeq names its product nuclear receptor coactivator 1 (gene ncoa1). Gene Ontology annotation, biological process: cellular response to hormone stimulus; positive regulation of transcription by RNA polymerase II. Gene Ontology annotation, molecular function: nuclear receptor binding; protein dimerization activity. Bases 644 to 4744 code for a protein of 1366 amino acids. The record is from RefSeq and is a predicted model, not a curated record. The transcript is spliced from 20 exons. Gene Ontology annotation, cellular component: nucleus. NCBI's taxonomy places the organism in Eukaryota, Metazoa, Chordata, Actinopteri, Osteoglossiformes, Osteoglossidae.
GGUGGUGGUGGUGGUGAGCGAGUGUGAGCGCGCGCCCGUCCGCUAGCGCCGUCGCCUUGUUUGUUUGUGUAGCGGGCGAAGAUGGCGGAGGGGAGAAAGCCGAGCGCCCAGUAAACGCAGGAAAAACGGCAGCCGUCACGUCAAAUGACAAGUUUGGAGCGGUGGGGGGGCGCCCGGUGAUUCCGGGAGCGCGCUCGGCGCGUCAACUACACGCAAGCAAGGCGGAAAGAAAAGAAAGAAAAAAAAAAAAAAAAAGAAGUGGAGCCCCGUGCCGAAUGGAAUUCGUAGAGCGGGUUUAGCUUAACUGGCGUUACCUCGGAGUUAGUUACCUCAGAGUGGCUAGCCUGUUAGCCCACUACUAGCCCGCUGCUAGCCUCGCGCUGCUACCUACCCCUGCCAGCGGCGACUCCUCGACCGCCCAGCGGCGCAGUGAGCAGCGUGUCCGCCCCGAACCCCGCGCUCACCGGGGGACCCAUGACGAGCCCCGACCCGACCCGCGCGGCACACUCCUCCUGCAGCCCCAUGUCGCCGGUAUAGCUGCGGAAGACCCUCUGCAGCUACACCACCAGCAUCUUUGGAACGGAUCAGAGUAGCCGCGGACCCUGUGGGGGGGGGGCGGGGAGCAGGUGUGCUGUAGCUCAGGAUGAGCGCCCUAGGGGAGAGCGCCCUUGACCCUGUGACUCCUGAGUCCCGGAAAAGGAAAGGUUCGCCAUGUGACACAUCUGGCCAGAGCGUGGAGAAGCGGCGGCGGGAGCUAGAGUGCCGUUACAUCGCUGAGCUGGCAGAGUUGUUGUCAGCCAACAUAGGCGACAUCACCAGCCUGAGCGUGAAGCCAGACAAGUGCCAUAUCCUGCGCAGCACCAUUGACCAGAUCCAGCAGAUUACGCAGCGUGAACAAGAGGAAGCUACAAUGUCAACGGACGAUGAAGUGCAGAAGAGUGACGUGUCGUCCAGCAGCCAGGGCACGAUCGAGAAACAGGCCCUGGGGCCCCUCCUACUGGAGGCCUUGGACGGCUUCUUUUUUGUGGUAAACCGUGAGGGACGCAUCGUGUUUGUCUCCGAGAAUGUGACCACCUACCUGGGAUACACACAGGAGGAGCUCAUGUCCUCCAGCGUCUACAGCAUCCUGCAUGUGGGUGACCACAAUGAGUUUGUUCGAAAUCUGCUCCCCAAGAGCCUGGUCAACGGGGUGCCCUGGCCUCAGGAGACGAACCGCAAAAACAGCCACACCUUCAACUGCCGCAUGUUGAAGCGGCCACCCGAUGAGAUGGACUCUGAGAACCUGGAGGCGCGGCAGCAGUACGAGAUCAUGCAGUGCUUCACGGUGUCGCAGCCUAGAGCAGUGCACGAGGAGGGUGAGGACCUCCAGAGCUGCCUUAUCUGUAUUGCCUGCCGUCUGCCUCGACCCCAGCAGAUCCCUGUCAACACGGAGUCUUUCAUCACUAAACAGGACCCCACAGGGAAGAUCAUCUCCAUAGAGACGAGUGCGCUCCGGGCUACAGGUCGGCCCGGCUGGGAGGACCUGGUGCGGAAAUGCAUCUACGCUUUUUUCCAGCCCCAGGGCAAAGAUCCAUCCCAUGCCAAGCAGAUGCUGCAUGAGGUGAUGACGCACGGAACGGCCAUCAGUCCAGUGUACCGCUUCACCCUUGGCGAUGGGACAACACUCAGUGCCCAGACCCGCUGUAGGUUCUGCUGCCCCCAAAACCCUGAUGUCCAGCCCUUCAUCAUGGGUAUCCACACAAUUGACAGGGAACACAACACUGCUAGCUCUCAGGAAAACACUACCCCAAGCCUUCCCCCAAAGCAUGGGAGCCCAUCCCCAGCUCAGCCCUCCCGUUCCCCUGCUGUCCAGGCUGGCAACGAACUCAGUCAAGCACCAGGCCUCAGCCUACAUCUCAACAAUGGCAACAGUGGCGGCAGCAGUGUUGCUCCAGCCACACCAACCAGCCAUUCGGCUGGCUACCUAACGCCAAAUCGGAUGUGUCCUCAGCAGGUCAACAGUCCCUCCCCUCUUGGCAGCCCCCUUGGGGCAACCCCUACCUCAUUCAUGUCCCCCAGACCACCGCGGGGGAGCCCCGGGCUUGGAGGGAGUCCACGGAUCCCAGGGAAUCCGUUUUCACCCUCCACUCCUAGCCUGCAUUCUCCUGCAGGUGUCCCCAGUUGCAGCGGGAGUGGCCUCAACCGGCAGGCAUCAGGAUGCGAUGGUGCCAGCGCACCGCUUGGAUUCUCCACCCCUUCUCCACGACCUCAGAAGCAGAGCGCCACCCCUGCAAGCUCCCCUGUUCGGCCUCCUGCCGCUAAGCCAGCUGAGGCGGCAUCAGAGGAACCUGCCAAGACCCAACCAUUGCAUGGCAACCCCAAGCUGCUAAACCAACUCCUUGACAGUGCCGUUGGGCGCAUGGCUGAGCGGGCUAUGCCUCCGCAUCCAUCCUCAUCGCCACCUCCUCUGCCUGGCCCAUGCCCGGCCUCUCACAGCACCCUUACGCAGCGUCACAAGAUCCUGCACAGCCUCCUGCAGGACAGCAGUCCCUCUGAGCUCACUGAGGGAUCUGCAGACACGUGUAGGAAAGACCCUGAAGUAAAAAAGGAGCAGCCUGCCAGCCCUGCCCGGGAUCCACAGGAACAGCAUCAGGACCACCAGCUGCUGCGAUUUCUGCUGGAUACAGAUGAAAAGGAUCUGGACAACCUGCCACCCCCAGCUAUCCUCAGCCUGCAGACAGUGAGGGUGAAGCCAGAGAAGAAGGGCAGCAGCGAUGGACCCUGCGCAGCCAGCACCUCCCCGAAGCCGGGCGACCGACCCACGAACCCGUUUCCAGCUGCUGAUCUUGAGACCCUUAACACGCUGCUGCCUGCAUCAAGAGGUGCUGCUGCGGCCAGGCCAUCAGAGGACUCAAGCACCUCCCAGCCGGUCGAGGGCAACGUUCCCAGGGGCGUGAGCGUGAAGCAGGAACCUCCCACCACACCAAACCGUGUGUUCACCGACAGCUCCGUCUUCCACAGUCCAUCACCCUUUGAGUUCUGUAGCCCCUCCACACCGAGCCAGAGCCAGGCAGACCCAUUCCAGCCCCCCAAAGGCACCAGUCCCUAUCCAGAUCCAGGUCAUGGUACCAAUUUUGGUACUGAUUCAGGGAUGACGAAGAUGGAGCUGCCAAGCCCCCAGCCAUAUGCGCCAGCCCCAUUGGCUGAGACUCUGCCAUUUGAGGGAGCUCUGGGUGGAGAGACACAAGCACCUCUGUCUUCCUCUCAGCAGUGCACCCCCUGCCCACUGGAUGACAUGCUGUGCCCUCCUACCACGCCAGAGGGUCGCAAUGAUGAAAAAGCCCUGCUGGAACAGUUGGUGUCGUUCCUGAGUGGCACGGAUGAGAGUGAGCUGGCUGAGCUGGACCGGGCUCUGGGCAUCGACAAGCUGGUGCAGGGUGGCUGCCUUGACCAGCUUUCCCAGAGGUUUCCUGCCCAGCCUCCACCCUCAGCACCCAUGUCUGUAGACCCUAAGCUGCCUGGCUAUCCGUCACAGUUCCCACUUGGCUCUUCCCAGUUUCCACAGGAUGUGGGGCGCCCCCAGCAGCAAAGCCUAGGCUUUGGGGCACCUCGCGGGGCCUUCCCUGGUGGCAUGGGUGUAGCGAUGCGGCCAGGUGUUCCCCGAGCACCUGGACUGCCCAACCAGCUCCGGCUACAGCUGCAACAGAGGCUCCAGGGCCAGCAACAGAUCAUGCAACAGAACAGACUUGCAGCCAUGGGCCAGUUUCCGGGGGCAGGGCAUGUUACCAUGGGGAUGCGACCAGGCAUGCAACAGCCCCAGAUACCAUCGCAGCCACCUCUCAACGCACAAAUGCUGGCACAGAGACAGCGGGAGCUCUACAGCUUCCAGCACCGCCAGAGGCAGCUCCUGCAGCAGAAAGUAAUGUUGAUGCGGCAGGGCAUGACGACAGGGCCUAUGGGAGCAGUCCGGCCCCCGAAAGGCCCCCAGCAGCCACAGCAGCAGCAACCUGCACCAGCGCAAUUCGCCUACCCACCGGGGUACAGCCCCGGGCCAGGGAACCCCCCCAGCUCCCCUGGACACUUCAACCCCAUGAGUGGCGCACCAGCGGACCCGAAAAUGGCCAGUAGGGGGCCCUUGACGACACAGAGCAUGAUUGGAGGCAUGCAGGGCCAGUUUGGCGGUGCAGUGAACUCUGGGGUGCAGCCUGGCCUCUUCCAACAGUUUGGAGGACCAGGUAUGGUCCAGCAGGGGGAGACACCUUUCGCACCACCCCUGAGUCCCAGCAGCCCCCUGCUCUCGCCACAGAUGUCUACCUCCCAGAGUCCUCUACUCCAGCAGACACAACCACCUUCAGGUUACCAGUCUCCCGACAUGAAGACCUGGCAGCAAGGUGGCAUGGGAAACAACAGCAUUUACAACCAGUCAGGACAGACCCCACCCCAGGCUUUCGGCCAGCAGGGAGUAUACAACAACAUGAGCAUCACAGUGUCGAUGGCAGGAGGAUCCAGUGGAGUUGGUUCUAUGACUCCCAUGGGUCCAUCUGUCGGCAUGGGCAACAGUAACCUGGGGAACAUGAGCUCCAUGUGUAAUGAUCAGGUACAGCAGGUGCAAGUCUUUGCCGACGUCCAGUGCACCGUCAAUUUGGUUGGCAGCGACUCUUAUCUGAACCAGCCCGGCCCAAUGGCCACGCAGAAAGGGGCGACAGCUACCCCAAGCACCCAGUCCCAGCAAAAAAGCCUCCUUCAGCAGCUCCUAACUGAAUGACACUCUGCACCCUAGGAAGCACUGUUCUGCAGUGAGAUAUUUAUAUUUUUACAUUUUGGAUUCUGAUUUUCAGCAGGAUGGGUUCUGAAGAAGUGGUCAUUUUUUUUGUUGGGGAUCAGGGUUUGUGUUUGAGAGUGAUGGGAUAACUUGGGCUACAGGGUGGAACACUCAUAUAUGGUUACCUACUCUAGAAGUCAUGAUUCCCAGACCGGAGGAGGAAUGUGUUCUGGAUUUGCCAAGUUUGAGGAGGACCCAAGAUUUGUCCGACGAACUGCAUUUGGCUAGUCGGUCGCUGUGCUUCAAGGAGAGCAACGGCAGGCCCAGAGCUGGCUGCGGUCCUGGCUGCGAUCCCGGCUCGGCUCGGCUCGCCUCGUCUGCCUGCAUGACGGGACGACUCUUUUGGGGCCAGCGUUCUGGAACGCUGCCCUGUUGCAUGAGGAAAGCUCAGUUUCAGCUGGAUCUGUCUCUGAUUGGCUCUCCACAGCAGUGCCUGGUGGGAGGUCUUUCCCAUUCUGUGUUUUGUUUGUUGUUUUUGUUUAUGUUUUCUUUGCUUUUCUAUUAUUUAGAACAAGAAAGGCCAGGAUGGGAGACUGUCGUGCAGCACACUCUCAGCCCCGAGGUUUUUCUGAGGGGAGAUACUAUAAAUAUUAGACUACAGACUGUGCUACACAUUUUUUUUUUUUUUAAGCAGCUGUGAAUAUGAGCCACUUUGGGUCUUUGGCCUAUCAGUGUUUGCCAUGUGUACUACGCAGGUUGAGAGUAUUGUAUAGUACAGACAAACAGGACUGGGAAGCGCCAACUCUUUCUACUUUCCUUUUGAAACAUCAUUCGCUUUUUCUUGCGGUAACAGUCAAACUGGCAAAACAAUAUUUUAGGGUCGAAAGCAGAAUUUUUCUUGCUGUUUCAGUCAAGAAUUGGAAUCUUAUUGCCGUCUGAUUUUAUCCAGAGGACUCCGUCUUCAUUUCAGCAGAAUGUUGUGCUGUGUGAAAACGUGAUCCCUGUUUGUUGUAACAUGAAGCGCAGAAGAUUGUUCAAGAAAACAAUUUGAAUGUUUUAAUUUUGGUCAUCCUGGCUUUGCUCCUUCACUGUCAGCACAAGCUGUUACAGUCCCAUAUUUAACAAUGAAACUUUGAAUUGACUAGGUUGUAUGAUAAACAUGUUCCGCUUUAGGUGUUGAUUUUUACAUUAGUUGUCUGAAUUGAAAAAGGGGUGUGUUUGUAGAGAAGUCUUGGAAUCCGAGAUUGUGCUUUCAAACUCUCAGUAAGACGAUGGAGACGUUUUCAGUGGUCGCUUCGCUGGCCUCACACUACAGCAUUGACUGCUUAUCUAACUACUGUUGCCCAGUCAGACACUGUCAAUCAGCGCUAACCUUUGUCGAAUCUUGAUGUAACACUAUACCGCAAAAGAAGCUCAGAGACAAGUGUGACACCUGCAGAGUACCGGCAUCAUGACAAGAAGAGGCUACUAACAAGCAAUAACAGUAUCAUGGAGAUUUGGCAAAGUUAGAUGCAAUCGCUUGGAUUACAGGAGUGAAAUCACACGUCUAAUUAAAUUUGUCUGGCCCCUUUCUGGGUAUCAGAGUAACUUACUAAUGAAAUGCUUUAAAAAAAAAAAAGAGAGAAUUCUAUGGUCCAAAUAGCCUGUUUCCUCAGAGGUUUCACUGUGUAUAUGUAAGGUAUGUCACAAAGGGGUUGUGGUCUUACUAGGCCACCACUGCAAAGAGGGAUAGCGGACGGUCAUCCAAGACGCUCGACCCUCGCUCGACCCUCCUCUCACACUCUCCUUGUUUUCGGUCAUUGUCAAACAAUGUUAUAUAAUUUGUGAUUCACUUUGUGUACAGUUCAUAUGAUGUGCAUGUGUGGGUGUGUGUGUUUUUGUUGGUUGUACAUAAGAAUACAGUGGCUCCAGUUUCUCAUACGCUUUUCCAUUAUAGUCUACUACACUUUAAUUGCUUUUUUAAAUUUCUGAAAUCUGUGUAAACAUAUUACUAGUUUUGAUUUUUUUUUUUUUUUAAUUAAAUUUCCUACUUCAUGUUGGUUGUUCCUGUAUUUGUUAAUGUCUUCCUGUCUGUUUUGAAACUCAUGUACCUCUUACUUCUGUCACAGGGUGUUACAGUACAUACGUUUAUCAUCAUCUCCAGCGGGGCCUGUGUGAGGUGUGUGUUUAUGUGUGUGUACAACAGUGUUUGCACUCCUUCGCAAGCCCUUUACUACAGAAACAAAUUUAUGGGGACACAGUAAUAUUUGUGGCAGGCAAACGGUGUCUGAUGGUUUGCAGUCUUUUUACUACAUUGUAGAAUAUGAACUGACUUGUGAUUUGUUUUCUAUUUAUUUUGUUGUUUAAAAAUAAGAGAUAUAAAAUCAGUAGACUGCAAUGGAGGAGUAUGAGGACACUGGAGAGCCAUGUGAACGUCCAUAAAUGAACUUAUACAUUACAAAAAAUAUGGAAGCAAUUAAUAUACAGCAUGGAUUGGUUUGGCUGACAUUCCUAAAGGCCCUCGUUUAUUUAAAAAUAAGUCUGAGAGAACGUCAGAGCUGUUCCGCAAUAAUCCCCUUUUAUGGUAUUUACUAGCUUCUUAUGCAGCUGGCGGUCAUAGUCAGGGUUGAACGCAUAUAGUGUUUUGAUCGUAAAUGUGCUUUAUUGAUCAGAAAAAAGUCACUUUUUUGGAACUGUGCCAGAUUUUGUUUUUUUCAGAGUUUUGUUGCCAUUUCUUGUGUGUAAAUACAGUAGAGUCAAACUACAGUGUAUAGCAGUGUGUCUCUAAACCAAAUAUCUUCUUCGUGGAUAACUUUAGCCCAGAUAUUAUAAUUGGGAUAAAAGGUUUUGAAUGAAAAAAUGGGUACCAAACAAUUUAAAUAAUUUCUUUUGAAUCUGAUAAUUGAAAUCUGUUACUUGCUUCCAGAUUUUUUUUAAUGUAUAUGACUGUUUGAGUGUGUUUGUCUGUAUGGAUAUGUGAUUAAUACUGUAUGUAUUGUUUUAAAUGAAAACAAAAAAGUCCUGAUUUUAUUUUUUCCUCAUUUUUAGAUGCCUGCACAUUAUCCGUGGGGGUUAAGAUUUACUCUAUUUACGAGAGAAUGGUUUAGCGACUGCUGAAUGUGAUUUAACUGAGAGGAGCAGCAUGGACUGGCUUAUGUACGGGUUAAUUUUAAAAAAAAAAAAAAAAAAAGGCCAUAUUAUUUAAUUUGUCUAUGUUGUUAAAAGUUUAAACAGAAACGAGAAAAUGGAACCUUGCUUUCAAGAGAUGUGCCCAGUGUUUCCGGUGGGACUUUUGACGACCGCCGCACCAGUACAGUUUUCAUUUCCGUCACUGUCCAGCAAGUACAGUCCGCCUGGUGAAGGCGCUAUUGUGUGUUUAAAUGUAAUGACCAAAGCUUAAAGAUGUUUAAUAUUGUGUCAUAUGCAAGUUUCAGUUUAUUGAAUUAAAAAAAAAAAACAAAAGCAUUCAAAGUUACAAAAAAGACUUAAAGAAAAAAAAGCCUUUUUUUCUAUAAUAGCUGUGUGUUGUGUAAGCAGUGAGUAAAUUUAUUUUCUUGACUUUUAACAUAUGGCAGUCUUGUGCCAUAUUCUAGGUAUCGUUAUAUAAGUGACUUAUCGAUCUUGAGUAUUUUGUACAUAAAUUCUUGCAUUUUGCGGUUUCCCACUUCAGAACCGUCCCCCUGGCAGCCACUGACAGCGCAGGAAGUGGCGAGCGCCAUGGCUCCUGACAGGGGUAUACCACAGUAACUCCAGUAGAAAGCUAUGCACCUUUAACCUUUAAAACCCAGACAUGCUUAUUUACACAUUUGAGCGCUCAAAGUCUGACAAGAAUCAAAAUUAAUAUUUUACUACACUAUAUGCGCUCUUGGUAAUUCACCUUUUUUGGAGCUAUACAACAAAAUUGUGUUUAGCUUUUUUUUACUGAAAUUAUUGCAUCAUUUGAUGUUUGAAAUUGUGUUAAUCGUGAAAUGAGGCUGAUUCAGAUUGUUCUUAAAUAUUUGAAUUUAUUUAGCUGAAUACUUUAUACCAAAUUUUAGGUACCUCUUGUACAUAUUUUCUGCAUAUAGAGGACCGAUCCUUUACAGUUUGAUUAAAAUUUUCUUGUUAAAUGUAAAAUUUCUUACAUUAGCCUUUGUAAAACAAGUAUGCUGUAUUUUACAUACAUUUUUUACUGAAAUUUAAAUAUUCCAGGCAUUUACAGGAAAUACAAUCUAGUUUUUGCACUUUAUAUAUUUGAGAAUUAAAAAAGGAAAGAGGCCAUUGCAACCAGUAUUUGCGUAUUAAUCAGACCAAUACUGCAUCUAAAGAAACAUCCCCAGAAUGUAAAGUAAAAAAAAAAAUGCUUUAAAAAGAUUAUUGUAAAGAAAUGCUCAGGCACUCUAAAAGAUGGCUGAUGUCCUGUUUUGCAGAGAGAGGCUCCUGUCAUAUAUUUUUGUAGUGAAAUAAAUCCACAUUAAAGCCGCACUCAGCUUCCCCUUUCAGGUGAUCUAAUCCGGCCUUUCCUCCAUUCAUCUCCGAGUCCCACCGCUAUUAUUUAAUAGUAUUUAGAAACAUUCCUUUUUUGAACUGUGUUUGGGGGGG